AUGUCAAGAAUAACAAACAAACCUGUGCGACAGCGAGAUGGUCAGAAAUUCCUUUCAUGGUUAGUUGCUGACACGAUUGACGAUUUUGAAAAAGACGCCGUUUAUAGUGGUGAAAAACGGGCCGUCGACCAAAUAAUAUCAAAAACAUAUAGAAUUAAGAGCAACUGGUCUCCGGAAAGUCCAGAGGGUUAUGUCACAAGGGUGCCUUUGAGAAUGACGGCCGACGUAAAUAUCAGUGAAAUAGAAAUUUAUAUUUUCUGUAACGAUGAUUUACGUCUGACAACAUAUCUUGUUGCCGCGUUACGGAAAAAGGGUGCCCGAAAUAUUAGAAUAUGUUACCCUGCUCACCAUACCCCAACAGAGUAUGCGAAUGUGGAUGCGAUCAGCAUCCCAGGUUGUUGGGAAACACAAUCCCAAUACGAAUGGAGUGUGUCCAACGCGGUUGUGGUUAUCAGUAUGUUGUAUAAUAAUUUUGAGAAGCAGGAGAUGCUUCUCAAUGCGUGCAUUAAUCAAAAUGUGUCCCUAUACAUUACCUGGGACUCUGGGAUGGAGCUGGAACUUUAUGUUUCAGACAAACGAUGCCCACGCACCCGGUUGCAUAGGCGUCUAAUUGCCCACCAAGAAAAUGUAGAAAAAAGCCACGGAUCAAUGCGAUGGAUCUUAUUUCAAGUGGGUAUUUUUGAUGAGGAAGUGCUUAAGCACGAUAUCUCCACCAUCACAACGGCAUUCAACAGUCCAAAUCAAUAUAUUUUCCUUAACGUUACGGUUAAGGAAGAGUUAGCACAGUUGGUUGCCGAAUCUAUCGCGUCAGACAAAGUCUUACCCAACAGGAAUUAUGUAGUUGGAGAUUUCGUCGCCCACACAUUUCUUGGACAUGUUUAUCAAGUAGCUAAUAACGGAAUGCAAUUAGACAACACUAUGCCCGCGGAUAUUUCGGAAUUUGAAACAACAAAUCAAUUACGUUUGUCCGGCAUCGUUUCCGCUCCACGACGCUACAAUUUAUCGCCUACUAAAAAAUCAUAA
Dentiscutata erythropus is the source of this 1023-nucleotide messenger RNA. The record is from the annotation of a GenBank genome assembly. NCBI's taxonomy places the organism in Eukaryota, Fungi, Glomeromycota, Glomeromycetes, Diversisporales, Gigasporaceae.